CGUCUGACCGUCCUUCCUGGUGGGAAUUCAAUCUCGAUAACGGUUUGAAACCACCAACCACCCCGGCGAGUGCGAGUGUGUGUACAGCAAAUUCCCAGCCGAUUUGGCGAAGUCCCAUAAGCAUACAAUGACAGACACCCCCUUCGUGUACGGCGUGGAGUUGAAAUCACCACCACCGACCACGGAAACCGACCAGCUUACGCAGUACGACCGUUUUCUCAAGACGAAAAAUAUGACCGAACAUUUUUUGCAGAGCGCCCACCUCCAGCAUCACCAGCAUCACAGUCAUCAUCAUCAUCAUCAUCAGCAAGCCAUGGAUCAAACGUCGUCCCUGCUAGUGAACGGUGACUAUUACUAUACGACCCCGAACUCGUCCCUGAGUGACGAUGCCUCCAAUCUGACGUCCUCGCUGGGGCAAAUCCUGCGUCACAACAUCAUGGCCGAAUGGUCACUGCGAGGGGGCUCCAGUGCCGUCACAGCGGCAACCACUGGGACCACCCCCCACGAGGCGGUGGUGGUGGCUGCUACCGGUGGAACCGGGACCGGUGGCUCUUCGGCGGCUGCUGCUGCUGCUGCCAGUCGGGGCAGUGGGGAUUCAACGUUCCAAAAUAAUCUCAUUAUCCCUUUGUAUGCGGUCAUCUUUCUGCUGUCGGUUGUGGGCAACCUGCUGGUCAUCCUGACGCUGGCCCAGAACAAACGGAUGCGAACCGUUACCAAUGUUUAUCUACUUAAUUUGGCUAUUUCGGAUCUUCUGCUCGGUGUAUUCUGCAUGCCGUUCACUCUGGUCGGGCAGGUUUUGCGGAAGUUCAUAUUCGGCAGCAUCAUGUGCAAGCUGAUACCCUACUUUCAAGCCGUAUCGGUGUCGGUGGCCGUUUGGACCUUGGUGGCCAUCUCCCUGGAGCGAUACUUUGCAAUCUGCCGGCCGCUGUCGUCCCGUCGCUGGCAGACGCAGUUCCACGCUUACAAAAUGAUCGCCCUCGUAUGGACGUUAAGCUUCCUGGUGAACUCCCCGCUGUGCUACGUACAACGGUUGCAGCCCGUCCAGAGGCUCCAUGCCGCCAGCAGCAAUGUUACCUUUACCACAAGCAGCCAACAACAACCGUCAAUGCUACCGCCGAUGAAGUGCCGCGAAAUGUGGCCCGACAAGUCGUACGAACGAGCCUACGUGCUAUUCCUGGACGCGGGGCUGCUGUGCUUUCCGCUGUUGACCAUGGGAUUUGCCUACUCGAUGAUAGUGUCCAAGCUGUGGCGGGGACUGCGGCGCGAGAUACGGCACUCGACCCACCAGAAGCAUCAGUUGCGAAUCACCAACUCAACGCCGACUUCGAUGAACGCCGUGGCGGGUUCAAAAUUGCUCCCAUCCCGGUCCCAGGAAUCCGGCUGCUAUCUUUUAACCGCAACGCCACCCAUCAUCAGCUCCAACUCCAAUCUGAACCGUGGCUGUUGCUCCACAGCCUCCACCGGUGCCAACAACAACUACUGCUAUUCCAGUUACGGCAACAACGUCCUGCACUACCGUGGCGGAGGCGGCGGCGGUGGUGCAGGAAUGGAUUCCAUGGGCCCUACCGUGCACCAUGGAAACGCUGCCAAACAACGAUCCGGAGUUCGAUUUCGGAUGCUGAAGAAUUUUGUGGAGUCCCACCGACCCAAGUGCUCCAAGCCGAUAAUCGCCCUCAAUUCUACCACCAUCAUCUCACCUUCUCCGCCACCGUCAUAUUUGAACUGUACCGGAUCACAAAUGAUGCAGCUGAAUAAUCUUUCGGCUUCUUCAACGAUGACAACGAUAGCGACAUCCACGACCACCCCUACGUCGGAAACAGUCCUCAACGACAGGAUAACAACAUCAUCUGUGUCGACACCGGCGCUGGUCGUGGGUAGCCGAUUUCGAGAAUCCUCAAACUCAACGACGACGACGACGACGACGGCUGGCGAUAAGGGCCUCUCGAUGACGGUAACAACGGCAACCCCCAUUACCAGCCCCGACCCACCCGUUCUCCCCAUGAGCUCAUCCUUCUCGCGACACGCCAUCCGGUCGAAUUACAUGGACAAAAGCAUCGAAGCCAAGAAGAAGGUUAUCCGGAUGCUAUUUGUUAUCAUCAUGGAGUUCUUUGUCUGCUGGGCACCGUUGCACAUUUUGAACACGGUGUACCUUUACUCGCCGGCUUUUGUGUACAAGUACGUCAGCAGCAAUGGAAUUGCCCUGGUACAGCUGAUGGCCUACAUCAGCUCCUGCUGCAAUCCGAUAACCUACUGUUUCAUGAACCGGCGCUUCCGGCAGGCGUUCCUUAACAUCUUUGGCUGCUACCGGCACCGGCUGUUCCUGUGCAUGUGCUGUUGCUUCCGUUGUGGACCCGAGGACACCCAGUUGGAUGCGGAAUCCAAAUCGGCCGGAUCGAAGGCAAACCCGAGCAAUACAUGCGGCCCCGGCGCCGUUGGAAACAACUCCGACAUCUCCGGGAACGAUUCCCUAGCCUUCGCCGGCCGGAGUAUCGUUCAACGCUCCGAGAUCAUGGUCCUAGAAUCCGAGGAUCGCGUUUAGCACCGGCUCCGAUCACGUGACAAGCUCUGUUUCGAUCGUCAACUCGAUCAGCUCGAACCGAAUCGCACAGGUGACGCAGAUAAUCGAAACCGACCCCGAGGAUGCAACGUUUCGUUUCAGGAUCACGUGGUCAAAGUCUUCUUCCUCAGCUAGUCAACUCAAGACUGUUAAUGGUUGUGAUAGUGAACGGUACUCCUAGGAUGAUACUCCUCCCGACUCCUACCUCCGGUGUGUGUGAUGAUUGUUGCCCCAUCCGAAACGUUGACCAAAAACCCGAAAUUUUAAACGUGGUGUUCCCUUCUCAUCAUAUCCACCGUCGAUUGUUAGCGUAA
Messenger RNA from Ochlerotatus camptorhynchus, 2871 nucleotides. Its product is annotated as putative tyramine receptor 2. Lineage: Eukaryota; Metazoa; Arthropoda; Insecta; Diptera; Culicidae. Gene Ontology annotation, cellular component: plasma membrane. The record is from RefSeq and is a predicted model, not a curated record. Gene Ontology annotation, molecular function: neuropeptide receptor activity. Bases 128 to 2539 code for a protein of 803 amino acids. The transcript is spliced from 11 exons. Gene Ontology annotation, biological process: neuropeptide signaling pathway.